ACAGAGCAGAUAAAGAAGAAUGAUUUUAUUGCUUCUUGUGGUAAUCUUUGUAGAUUUUAAUCCUACUUGUAAGCAAGUGAAUGACAAACCCCUCAUUGAUUUAUCCAGUAGGAUGAUCAAACCUUGCCAAGCAGGAGUAAUGUGGACUCCAAUCCUGCAGCCCUCACUCAGAACAGUGAGCCUUGCUCGUGCAAAAAUAGUCUCACUUCCUUCAUUAGCACAGGUGCUAAUGAGAGCCAAGUGAGUAAAAGGUAUUGGUAUUUCUUCUCCUGCUGUAAAUAAGCACUGAUUACACGCAGUUCCUCUUAACGUGCUGUAUUCCAUGUAACACAAAAGGAAUUUGGUCUAUAUAACAUGCUGAAAUUCAUUCUAAGGCCUCACUUACCCUACCUUGCAAAGCCUGUUGCUGUCUGACGCUGGGCAGACUGUCCUUCAGGCUUGGUCUCACCAUAAGAAGCUUCUGGAAUCACUUGAUUAAUUUGGCAUGCUUGUAGCACCUGGCAUUACAGCAUGAGAGUAUGGUGACAGCCAAGAUAUGAUUUCAAAACACACCUCUGGCCUGAGAAAUGUCUUCUAAAACCUGUGCUUCACUGUUCCCAGGGUGAAAUUCACAACCAUUAAAAAGUGGUGGGAUUCUCUUUGCCAUCAGUGAAAAGGAGAACAAGCAGGAAGGCAAAAUUUUAAGUUGAUAGUUGGCAUAAAAGCAUUUUUCUCUAUCUAGGUCAAAUCACUGCCUGAAAUUGAUGACAGCACUGUAGAUCUUGAAAAAAGCAUAGAAAAUGAAAAGUAAGAGACUCUAUUCACAUAGAAACAGAAACAGAUGCUUUCAGAGCAAAUUGGCUUCCACUCAAUUUUCAUAUGUGCCAUUUCAGGAGUUCACAUUUACAGCUACAGCCUCUUGACUUCUCCUUCCCAGACUCACUUCUCCUGCCCAGAAGGGUCCAAAUGCUCAGCUCUGAAUUGCACAUUGCCUUCCAUGGGGUGGGGAAUUCUCCCAGCUCCAUUUCUUCCCCAUGACUUUAUGAAUUUCCUCUUUAUGGUCCUACUGCACUUGAUCUCACAGUUAAUUCUGUGCUGUGGAUUUUCUUGCUUUGUUUUUUUUUGAUGGAGAUACUGUUGAACACCCAUUUGUCCCUCACUAAACUAAAAAUAGUCAACGUCAAACUAAUUUGAGGGUCUGAGAGGAAAAGCUCAUUUUUGACAUGCUGGCACACGAAAAAUUAAAAGAUAACUAAACUCAGGGUCCUUACACAAACCAACCCCUAUUUAGGUCAUGGUCCUCAUCUGAAGUGAUGCUCUAGGAAUGCUGUCUGCCAGCAGCUGAAAGCACUAAUGUUCAAUGGUUUUAAUUUACUCACCUGUGACAGGUAGUUAUCCAUUAGCUGCUGUUUGGGUGACUAAGACAGCACAGUUGAUCUUAAGGGAGAAGAAACAGUUGUCAGUGUUUACCAAGAGAUGAAGGAUGAAGAACUCUAUGAAGAUUUCCAGAGAACCACAGUAACUGAGGAGGACACAAAUAGAUCCAAUGAUUCCUGCAGCUUUGAACUUGUGGAAAGCGUUCCUUACGACUUAGCUUUUGAGAUAAAUAGCACUGCAGCCAAACCCUUGUACCGCGCCUGGAUGAACCUCCUUGAUAUAGCCCAGGAAGAAAUCCAUGUGGCUUCUUACUACUGGUCCCUUACUGGGAAAGACAUCAGUGUUAAUGACUCAUCUUCAAAGCAGGGUGAAGAAAUUCUGAAGAGAUUUGAGAAAUUACUUGCAGAGAAUGUCUCCCUGUACAUUGCAGCAAGUAUGCCAACUUUGGCUAUGAAUUCAACUGACCUUGAGCUUUUAGAGAAAAAAGGAGCUCAUAUAAAAAAAAUUGACUUUGGACGUUUGACAGGAGGAGUAUUGCACAGCAAGUUCUGGAUCAUAGAUAUGAAACACAUAUAUAUUGGUAGUGCAAAUAUGGACUGGAGAUCUUUAUCUCAGGUGAAAGAGUUUGGUGCUGUGAUAUACAACUGCAGCUGCUUAGCCACAGAUCUCUGGAAGACAUUUAAAACUUACUGGGAUCUUGGACAUGCUAGUGCUACCAUCCCAUCUCCUUGGCCUCAAAACUAUUCUACCCACAUUAACAACUCUCGGCCUCUGGAAGUAGAAUUUAAUGGAACCUUGACAAAAGUCUAUUUUUCUGCUUCUCCUCCUGCAUUUUGUCCAGAAGGUCGCACCCAUGACCUCUUCGCUAUUAUCAGUGUUAUCAGCGCGGCACAUAAAUUUGUCUAUAUUUCUGUUAUGGACUAUUUCCCUACCAGCCGUUUUGUUCACCCAGAAAGAUACUGGCCAGCCAUUGACAAUGCUCUGAGACGUGUGGCUUUCAACUAUAGAGUACAAAUCCGGCUUCUGGUCAGCUGCUGGACCCACACCGACCCAUCCAUGCUCCACUACCUGAGGUCCCUGCGUGCUCUCAACAACCCUCACACCCACUUGAGUGUCAGCGUGAAACUCUUCAUUGUUCCGGUUUUGAAUCACACAAAUAUUCCUCAUGGGAGAGUGAAUCACAACAAAUUUAUGGUCACAGAUAAAGCAGCCUAUAUUGGGACUUCCAAUUGGUCAGAAGAUUACUUCACUAACACAGCCGGCGUGGGACUAAUUAUCAAGCAGAGUUCAACCAACCUGCAGAGGAGGCAACAGCCUGUCCAGGAACAAUUAAAAAGCAUUUUUGAGCGAGACUGGAAUUCCAAAUAUUCAGUGAAUGUGGAGGAUGUGCAAGGUCAGAAAGACUGCAACUGGAGAGACAGACUCUGAUGUGAACAGGAGAAUACAUUUUUUUAGAAAGAAAUACAUAUCUGGAUGUUGUUCCUGUGCAAAAAGAGCAGCUUUCUGCUUUAUGGCUUUUAUCAGAGAAAUUUCUUCCUGGUGGUGUCCACACUGCCUGACAAUGUGGGAACUUCUAGUAGUUGAGCCUUCCUACUCCUCAGCCAGUGUGUGAUGUUUCCUUUGCUGUGUACCAUUAGCCCAUCUCAGAGUUAAUGAAAUGCAUACAGUGUUGUAGCACAGUCUGCCUGAUAUUAAAGAAAACACGGAAGGUAUGAUCAGAUCUGAAUACACUAGAGAAGUGCAUCACUAUUGCUGCACUGUGCUUAUCUUGGGAUGCCAUAUAUUCAACCAUAAUGUUCUACUAAUGCUGUUUGCUUGUGUGUUAAACAUUUUUCAAAUAAAGUCCUGGUCACUGUAAGAUUUGAAUAAUCGCAACAACAAGGUCAGAUUUUUAAAAGCAUCUAGGCACUUGUGGCACAAGGAAUGUGUUUAGAUUCAGCAUUUAUAAUCAGGCUGGAUGGGGCUCUGAGCACCUGCUGGAGCUGUAGGUGUCCUUGUUCACUGCAGGGGGGUUGGACUAGGUAGCCCUUAAUUCAAAUGAUUCUAUCACUGCUCUUCACCAGUUGUACUUCACAGGUUUAUUAUCCUGCACUAACAAAUACAUCUGGCCACAAAGUGCAGGAAUACGUGCAUUCAGGAACAACACCUGCUCAGAUUUGACUCACUACAAGGAGCAUACGUGAACAGUCAGUGAUUUUGAAAAACCUUCUGAGACUUUGCAUGUUUCGGCAUAACUAUUUUCGAUAGAGGAGUGCACUCCUCUAGAUGGCACUCGAAGCUAUGUUUUCACUGCUUUUGAGAGGGUAAAUUUUACAUGAACAGGAAAACUUCUUUCUCCUUCCCUUAAGAGACCAAACCUGACAAUGCUGGAUAAGUUGCGUAGUGGAGCAGUUUCUGGGUAAGGUAAGAGAAUGGAAUGUUGGGAUAAGGUUCAACUACGAGGGAAAAAUGGAUGCUUAUUACAGUGACCUUUAUUUUCUUUACUGUCAUCACCUGUAUUGUUUUUUUUUCUCCACAGAUGAAGGAGAGUUUUCCAAUUAAGACAAUUAACUGGAUCUCAGUGGAACUUGAGCUUGGUUUCUUGGUAUCUUCUCUUUGCUUGAUCGCUAUUAAAAUGGUAGAACAUGGUGAAAAUUAUAACUGGGCCUUGAA
Molecule: messenger RNA, 4008 nt
Organism: Meleagris gallopavo (turkey)
Lineage: Eukaryota; Metazoa; Chordata; Aves; Galliformes; Phasianidae
Source: RefSeq, a predicted model, not a curated record